Aspergillus terreus NIH2624 is the source of this 3657-nucleotide messenger RNA. RefSeq names its product putative MATH and UCH domain protein. Bases 1 to 3657 code for a protein of 1218 amino acids. The transcript is spliced from 4 exons. NCBI's taxonomy places the organism in Eukaryota, Fungi, Ascomycota, Eurotiomycetes, Eurotiales, Aspergillaceae. The record is from RefSeq and is a predicted model, not a curated record. Gene Ontology annotation, biological process: protein deubiquitination; peptidyl-hypusine biosynthetic process. Gene Ontology annotation, cellular component: cytoplasm. Gene Ontology annotation, molecular function: deoxyhypusine synthase activity; protein binding; cysteine-type deubiquitinase activity.
AUGGAUUCCACGCAACAACCAGCAUCUGUUGUCGUCGAACAACCUCCCUCUCCUCCUCCCAUCACCCUCACCCUCGAUAAUAUGACAGAUAUGCCUGUGGACUCGAUACCAAACGACAACACACAACCCCCUCAGGCAUCGACAGAUCCCGCCACCCAGGAACAACUACAUACUCCCGAUCAGGCAGACACUCAAGCGCCAUCCCGCCCUCAACCCCCCGAUCUAGAACAUCCCUUCUGGGCCGAGGUAGAGGAGGAUACCUCGGUGCCUGAUGAGGCAGAAAUGAAGGAGAUCGAGUCUGCCGCUGAUGGUGACUACAGUGCCUAUGAGUACGACUACUGGGAGAAGAACUUCCAUCCCGACCUGGAUGAUCCCGAGUACCAACCCAUCGAGAAGGCCCGCCUCACGUGGAAGGUCAAGGGGGUGCGCGGCACGAAAGAACAUCCCAACCAUGCCAAAGUCAUGCGUUCGCCUCCCGCAUACGUCGGAGGUUACUGGUGGACCAUCAAGUUCUUCCCCCGAGGCAACAACGUGAAUUCUCUGAGUAUAUAUAUCGAGUGCUCUCCCACAAUGCCCACUCCGGAUAAGACCUUGCCGGAGUCCGAGUUCACCGUACUUCGAGGACCAGCCGAUGCCGUCCUCAAGGACACUACCCCAGAUCUCCACUUCCGCUACCCCCAGACCGAGGAUACGGCGGCCUGGGUGGAAGACUUCAAGGCCCACUAUCCGCUCGCAGCUGAUCAACCAACACCCCCCACAAACACAUGGCGGGUGUCGGCUCAGAUUGGAGUCAUCUUAUACAAUCCAGAGGAGCCACGGACCGGCUGGAUGCAAUCGUCCUGUCAUCAGUUCAAUCCCCACAACCUGGACUGGGGUUGGACCAAUUUCCAUGGUCCUUGGGAUCAGAUCCAUCGUCGCCAGCGCGGUCAACGUCAGGCGUUGCUGCGAAAUGAUACGUUGGCCUUCGAUGCCUAUAUCCGCAUCGUCGAUGACCCGACCCGGUCCUUGUGGUGGCACGCCAGUGAUUCGGAACCCACGUGGGACAGUCUGGGCCUGACAGGUUACCGACCUCUGGGCGACUCCGUCAUCAACCACAGCGCCGAAGUGGCUGGCCUGGCAACAUGGAUUCACAUGGCUCCCUUCUGCAAAAUCAUUCAGAAGGCGAACGUGUUGGACCAUCUCACAAACUGUGAUGUGAAACCCAAACCGCUGUGCGAUGCGUUGCAGAAGUUCCUUUGGCAGCUUCGCUCUCGCGGUCAAUCCCUGCAGUAUGUGGAUACCGACAGCAUCACAUCGACUCUGCGGAACUUGCAUGAGUAUUCCAGCGAUGUGUGUGAAUUCUGGGAACGGCUGCGCCGGACCCUUGAGCUGGAACUCGCGGGGACCGAUGCCGCAAAGGAUCUCGCUGCCCUCUUCGACAGUCCGUCGCAGGAGAGCUUGCCUGCCGAUGCGCCGGUAAAUACUAUUCCGAAGGAUUUCAAUUCUCGAAUCUGUGUACCGGCCGAUCAGGCAAAGACAACCAGUGAAGCUCUGUCAUGGUACCUUGAUGCGAAACCCGGUCGCUGGGCGUUGCCUCCCGUUCUGCACCUUGAAUUGAGUCGUCAAAAGCUGGACAAGGCUGCCCGCCAAUGGCGUCUGUUGUACAACCGAGUGGAUCUCGAUGAGGAGGUCGAUCUGACGCCCUGGUUGCUAGACGGUCAAUGCGGCAAGUACGUUCUGUACGGCUAUAUUGUGCAUCGUGGUCGCCGGACGUCGGGCAAGUUCUUCAGUAUUCUCCGCCCUGGUGGUCCGGGUACCCGCUGGCUCGCCUUUGACGACGGCAGCGAUAACCGUGUUGAAUGUCUAACUCGCAAGACUGCUUUCGGUCCGCAUCUUGGCCUAGAUCCCUCGCAAAAGGUUGACCACAAGACCGGCCACGACGUCGCCAUUGCUGUUAUGUACAUUCGUAGCGAUGUGGUGCAGGAAUACCUCCCUGGCCCCCAGGGUCCGUGGGAUGCCUCCCCUGCGAUGAAGCAGUACUACGAAACCGGCACGUACCCCGAGCUCAACCCGGCCGAUGGCCUUUCAGAUGGUGAUACCCAGGUUGAGGUGUACUCCUUACCUCAAUAUGAGAAGCUUGGGAGUCUGUUCGACACCUAUGACCUGAUGUCGCAAGCGAAGGCCGCUAACAGUGUCAUGUACCUGACGCUUCCGCGUUCCACAAAUCUCAUUGAGCUCCGCAAACGAAUCGCUCUUUGGACUGCUGCAGGCACAGACAAGCCAACCACCCCGGAGAACAUUCGCCUUUGGCAAAUUGGUCAUACGCGCGAUCGUUUUGGGCCCACAUUGGCGUUCGCCAGGAUUUCAGAUCUGGCCACUACAUUGGAUCAGCCCCAAUCCAGCCCUGUUCGUUUCUGGAUGCAGGUUGUUUCGGACGGGGAUGCCAAAUACUUCGCCAUGUCCGAUCCUCCUGAGCAGACUGUUGUGGAAAAUAAGCCAGAGGAAGCCAUUGUCGAGCGCUCGGGUGCGGAAUCUUCCGAUGAGACGCAGUCUCUCCAAGAAGUGGAAGUUGGCCAGGCUGGCUCUUCCGGCACCAUGCCUGCGCAAAUCCAGCUCGAAGCCACGCCGUCUACCCCAGGUAACACCUCUGACGCAGAGCCCACAAACGACCACGCCUUUGAAGAUGACUCUGCCAACGAAGCUGCCAUUGCGGCCGCGAUCGCGGAAGACGUUCAGCAAAUGGAAACUGAAUCGACGGACGUCACUCCCACGACCGAUUCUGUUGUCAACCAGAAUGAGUCCGAGGUCAUUCCCACAGAGCCGGAGGUCCUUCUGCCUGUGGAACAUGUCUACUACUUCAUUCAGCUCUUCGACGUCGAGGCACAGGCCCUGCGUACGGUGGGGUCAUUCUUCUCGCGGAGGGAAGAGAACAUCAAGACGGCCGUGCGGAAGCAUCUGCAGUGGCCCCCUGUGAAGGACUUCCAGGUGUGGCAACGCGUGGAUGGCACUACUGUGACGACACUGUCCUCCGCGGAGACGUUCCAGAUAUUUGUCCCCGAUGGAACGUGCUUCAUCAUUGGUGAUAAGCUCAAUAAGGAUCGACGAGCCGAGCUCAACGUCGCGGGUCUCUUCGGCAACCCAGAUCAACUUGUCCGUUACCUAUGGGCCGAGUCGCGCAACCACCCAACCAAGGCAUUCACCGGUAACAAGACCAUCGACGCCACCUUUACAGGCGAUUACUACAGCGGCGAGUUCAAGAAGGGUUACUUCCACGGAAAGGGCAUGCACGUUUCCGAUCUGGGUGCGACGUACAACGGCGACUUCGUCCUUGGCAAACGUCACGGUCGUGGUCUCAUGGAGUAUCCCACGGGGGAUACUUAUGACGGUGACUGGUUCGAGAACCAGUGCCAUGGCCAAGGUACAUUUGUCGAGAAGAAGACCGGCAACAAAUACGUCGGAGGAUAUAAAGAUGGCAAGCGCCACGGCCGCGGCAUCAGCUACUGGGAGGUGGCUGACGAGGAGAUGGACCUGUGCCAGAUCUGCUACAGCGAGGAGCAAGAUGCGCUCUUCUACGACUGUGGUCAUGUCUGCGCGUGCGUCGCCUGCGCACGCCAGGUCGACAUCUGUCCCAUCUGUCGGAAGAACAUUCUUAAUGUGGUCAAGAUUUACCGGACAUGA